AUGUCCAGUUUUGAAGAUGCUGAAACAGAAGAGACAUUAACUUGUCUCCAGAUGACUCUUUACCAUCCUGGCCAGUUGCAAAGUGGUGUAUUUCAGACGAUAAGGUUUUAUAACCGAGAGAAACUCUCCUCCAGCCAAAUGGUGAAAUUUGGUCGAAAUUCCAACAUCUGCCAUUAUACCUUUCAAGACAAACAGGUUUCUCGAGUUCAGUUUUCUUUGCAGCUGUUUAAAGAUUUCAAUAGCUCAGUUCUCUCUUUUGAAAUAAAAAAUCUGAGUAAGAAGACCAGUCUGAUUGUGGACAACAUGGAACUGGGCUACCUAAAUAAAAUGACCCUGCCAUACAAGUGCAUGGUCAGAUUUGGGGACUAUCAGAUCCUUAUGGAGAAGGAAGAUGGGGAGUCAUUGGAAGUUUUUGAGACUCAAUUUAUUUUGUCUCCAAGGUCACUAUUACAAGAAAACAUCUGGGCACAGCAUUAUCCCAUACCUGAGAAUGGCAACUAUUCAUCCUCUUCCACCCAAAGCACUUCUCCUACAGAAAUGGAUGAAAAUGAAUUAUGA
Molecule: messenger RNA, 558 nt
Organism: Orycteropus afer afer
Lineage: Eukaryota; Metazoa; Chordata; Mammalia; Tubulidentata; Orycteropodidae
Gene: TIFA
Product: TRAF interacting protein with forkhead associated domain
Biological process (GO): canonical NF-kappaB signal transduction
Molecular function (GO): protein binding
Source: RefSeq, a predicted model, not a curated record